This is a messenger RNA of Striga asiatica, 782 nucleotides long. The record is from the annotation of a GenBank genome assembly. NCBI's taxonomy places the organism in Eukaryota, Viridiplantae, Streptophyta, Magnoliopsida, Lamiales, Orobanchaceae.
GCUAGUAUAAGGUUGGGGGAACAACAGGUAACCGUAGGAUUUAAAUAUGAAAGAUUGAUCAAUUUAUGUUUCUAUUGUGGAAAGUGGGGCAUAUAGAGAAGGCCUGCUCAACGAGAGUGGAAGAUAUUGCAAAUCGCAAUCUCCAAGAGGGACAAUUUGGAGAUUGGAUACGGGUUUUGGAAACUUACCAAGGAAUAAAUCGGCAAAACUCAGAAUCUCCAUCAAAUCCAAGUGACAAUCAGACAGGAUAUGAGGGAGCAGCUAAAGUAUCCAAAUCACCCCCAAUGCUUAACUCUGAAAUCCCAAAUAACACAUCAACCAAACAUUCAGGGAAAUCAGAGGAAUUGCAUAAGGAACCUGGAAAGCAAGAUAAAGACACCCUAGAUCAAGAAAUGGCCACAGCACAAAAUAAUUCAGAGAGAUUAACAGAACUACAAAAGGAAACUGAAAUGAUAGAUACAACCACACUCCAUCAAGUACCAGUCACAACUCUCUACACCACUACACAUGACAUUACAGACAUGGUGCUGGUAAAUCCUCAACCAAAGGAAAUCAAAGAAAGCAACCCACUGUUAAUGAAUACUCAGAACCAAAUGCAACAAGCUCCCACACCCUCCAGGAAAACUUGGAAAAGAGUCAUCAAAUCAGAAGAUAGCUGCUCAAGGAAACCAAACAACUCAACAUCAGUUGGAGCUUCCAUUACAAAAAGAAUAAGAGAGGAACGGGAUAACACACAAGCAGCUGCAUAUAUACUCUCACAAGCAUCAAGAGCAGAGCCAUGA